AUAAUCAAGAAAGAUUAACAAAAAAAUUAUGUCAAAAAACUAACAAAAAUUUUACAGAUUUUAGUGAAUAUUAUGAUUCAAGUAAUGAAGAAGAUAGUUUAAAUAAAAUUAAUCAAUAUUUAGCUUAUAAA
This is a messenger RNA of Racocetra persica, 131 nucleotides long. NCBI's taxonomy places the organism in Eukaryota, Fungi, Glomeromycota, Glomeromycetes, Diversisporales, Gigasporaceae. The record is from the annotation of a GenBank genome assembly.